Molecule: messenger RNA, 1189 nt
Organism: Paramormyrops kingsleyae
Lineage: Eukaryota; Metazoa; Chordata; Actinopteri; Osteoglossiformes; Mormyridae
Source: RefSeq, a predicted model, not a curated record
GCUAUCGAUUAGCACUACGGUAGCAUUUUUCGACAAGGCAGCAUAUAUCGACAGAACACCGGUACCACUCUGUUGCGAGAUCUAUGUAAAUCAGACUAUUCAACGACGUAAUGAGUGAAAGUACACAUAUACUUAAUCACCAGUUACAACGGUCAACGGGAUAUAUAAACAUCGAAAUGGAAUUAAAAGUUCCUGGUGACAUCGAUGUUCGAGUACAGUUUGACAUUAAAAAGCGAUCAGACGCAGUUUGGGGGAAUAUGUGCUUUUAGAAAAACAUUGCAAUAGUGGAAAGACCAGUUUAAAGAAAACGCGCCGUCGACGUGGUUAGGUGACAGUAGGUACAGUUGAAACAGGUGAAACAGGUAGAAAAUGAAAUGACCUGGUUAUUGUUAAUCCCAUGACAGCGACGUCAUGGGGGCAGUUGAACUGGAUCUGAUCCUCCUCCAAGUAGCGCUGCCACUGCUGAUCCGACCAAAAAAUAACAUGACAUUUGUGUUUUGCUGUUGCUGUCGCUUCUUAAAGUGGGAAAAUACUUCGGAGAGACAGUCUCUCCUUCACCCAGUCACACAAGCCUCCCCAACGGCCACUGCCAUGGAAAAGCGUACCAGGAUGACCCCGAAACGCGUGGGGGUGCCGGAGAUCGAUCAGGCCUUCGCGGACGUCGCCGAGACCUUUAAUCGGCAGCAGGAACAUUACAAGACCAUGACAGAAUGCUUGACCGACUUGAGGGGGAGAUAUCGCUGUUCCCAUGGAGACGGCCUUUCUGUCUGCAUGAGGAACAUAAGGGACGAGCACAGUGCUUACAGCCCCAGCCUCCAGAUGAAGGGCUAUGAUUUCUCACUGGUGCUUCCACCGGGCCCAGUACCCAACCGACUCCAGGAGACCCAGCAGCAGUUGAGGGCAAUAUGUCUGUCAGCCAAGACCAUCACAGAGACAAGCACCAAGUUGCAGGAGAUGAUUGACUGGGUGCUGCAGUGCAAAGCAGAGUUUGCCCAGCAAGUCGGCAAUGCUGCCCAGACGUAUUUGGACCAGCGACGGGUAGAAGCAAACCUCAGGGAGAACAUGGAGGAGGUCCAACGGGCCAGGGAUCUGUCGCAAAGAUACAGACAAGAAGCGGGUGACCUGAUGAAGGAGGUGGCCCAGCUUUCAGGUGUCAAUCUUGCUCCUUAAACCCAAUACGUAGGAUAAU